AGUAUGUUAUAGGAGAACUGGACGGUUGGUCAUUCACAGUGCUAUUUCCUCUACUCUAUGGCGAAGAUGGUGCUUUUGCAAGAAAUUUACUGUCCUGAGCAGAUCGUGAUACCUGAAAAUUUUCACAUCACCCUAAAGCAGUAUGCGAAAGCGGUAAUACGAACGCAGCCGUUUGAUUUGUUACGGUGGUCGGCAGCAUAUUUCCGUAGUUUGGCACUCAGUGUGCAGCCCCCGGUUAAAUCACGCUACGAACCAGCAGGACACUUUAGGCAACUAACCACUGGUAUUGUUCGAGUAUUAAUUGAUCAGCUUGGGAAAGGUUAUUACGUACACAAGAAGAUCCUUCUGGAGAAGUGGGAAGGUUUAUGUCUGCCGGAAGAAGACUUAUUAAAUGUUCUGUCACUACUUCGGAUGUUGAAUUGGUCCCAACUCCAUUGGCUGAAGAUUAUUGCCGUUUUCAUCGGUCAACUGUGUAAAAACUUUACGAAAACCACAGAAAUGAUCUGUGAAAUGCUAACCGAAGAUCCAGAUGGAGGUGCAGCGUCGAUACCGUUUUGGAUGUUCCGAGAGUGCUUUCUUGCGCUGGCCGAUUUGGACUGCAGUUCCGUGCAAAAGUUUGUCAACGGAAGGAAAGUUCUGGACGAAGAUACUGGGGCAUUGGAAGAGGAACAGAUGCCGCCCGCACUUCCGAAAGUUUUGUCAACAAUUUCAUUUAAAAAUGCCAUUAUUGACAAGUACCGUUCCACACUAGAGCAUGAAACCAAGCAGCAUCAUUUUGCUCUGUCCGGCAACAUCAACACUGACGACAACGACCAACUUUCGGAACCUUCGGUCGCUCCCUCGAGGCUGGAAUCUGAUUUUAAGUUUUUCGGCGAUGACACCGAUGCACAUGAAUCUCUCCGCAGGGCACCAGACUUUAACAGUGUCAUAGUUUUGCUGAAGCGACUUCGUGGCGAUGGGGCCAUUUCGAUGGUCAGUGAGAGCACCCUGUCCAAGGCUGCUCUAGAGCGUACGCGUGAACGUUCGAAACAAAUAGAAGAACUCAAGGUCUCGAUCAGUGAAGAGGAAUACAACAAACUGAAGGAACAGGAACGGCAUGAGCUGCUGAAGGAAAUGGGCCCACCAUGGUUAUUGUUGUAUCUGUUCUCUCAAGACUGCUCUCGUUCCAAAUCGUUCAAUUACGUUGAGCAGUCCUCUACCUCUAUCUCGGACGACUCCGUAUCAGCAUAUUCGAUGGAAAACAUUUUCGAGGACACGUUGGAAUUGGAUCCAAGUGCCACUUUUGCACACGACCGUCGUAAAUCUAGCUUCUCUCUACCGGUAACACUACGGGCAAGGAUGAGCGUCAGCUCUCAUUCUGCAGCUUUCAUUACAAACGAAAUCCUCUCGAAGGUCGUCUGCUCCAUCGAUCAGGCAAUUAUCGACGGAGAGUGUGAGCUUUCAUUAGGCUCGAUAGCUAAUUUCUUGGAGGAAAAAUCUAACUCAAACGAAGAUUUUCUUGCUCCCGCUGAUCAUGAAAAAUUACAGUCAUUUCUAAAAGAAGCAGAAAGCCGUGAACUGGAAGUGAAAGACAUAAAUGAGCUGUACAACUUUUUUGUAAGUGAAAGCUUCAAGCGUGCCUUACAGGACAACGACAAUGAACCACAACAGAAGGAAAUAUUUAGCAUCUUUGGAGAAAGCGGAAUCGAAGUGGAUGCAAAUCUGCUUGAGGCUAAAAUUUCGGACAGUAUGAUACUAGGUCUAGUAGCACCACCGCCAAUAGAAGAACCCUCUGAAGAAACAAAAGAAAAAUCUGAAAGUGUAGAGCUGAGUGCAAUUUUACCGACACCCUCCAUGGAUACACUGUUGCCAAUUGCCUGUGAAGGGAUUACACAGACUGAUCCAAUCGAAAUAGCCUGCGUGCAGCGUAAAAUACCUCUUGUUCCAACGGAUGAUCAGCGCAUUACAUAUAAAUGCAAAAUAUCUCCAAUACCAGGUAUCGGUACCCCUUUGGAUGAGACCGUUCGUGAUGCGUUUCUCACAUAUUUGGCACAACGUGCCGUAGAUCAACAAGGUUUGAUAUAUCCACGCAAUUUUCAAGAGGCUCUAUGCCCGCGCAUCGAGUGAUUUAACUAAAAUCUGAGUGGAUUUCAAACAUAUGGCGAUCUGCUUUCAAUCUUGCCAAGGCACAUUUCCCCGAAAAACAUUUAUCAUGGUUCCACAGCUAUUAAGCGAUGAACACCCGAGUGCUAAAGAAUUCAAAAUCUUUUGUGCAAAGCCUGACUGCUGAAGAUAUAUAUUAUCGUCACGCACAUACCAUUUAUGAUACACAAUACAUACCACAUUUAUCACAUCAUUAUUCACUUGAGGAUGACAUUUUCCAUUUUUCACCCUGCAGCACUGUUCAUGUGAAUUACUUAACGUACAUGUUGGAGCACUUGCUAAGCCAUCAUCAGCGUGACCAACUUGAGAGUUUGUACAGCGUUUUUGGUGGUUCUCUAUCUAAAGACUAGUACUAGUACAAAACCUAACAAAACAUGUAUAAUGAAAAUGUUUUUGUUUGCAAGCUUAUCAAACUAUAUUCCAUGGUAUUUGUAUUUCUAUUCAUCAACCAAAUUGUACCCAGGUCCAUCGAACGCACCAAUUACUAUGAUGCUUUUAACGGCUUGGCAAACGAAAACAGGCAUACAUCUCACCAUAUUUGUCUAGACCUUCUUCUGAAUAUAAAUACCGGUACGAACAAAUUGUCAUGUGGCACUGUUUGCGGCAACAUUCGGCGGUCACUCAGGAAGGACAGAAAACAAAGCAUACCUGAACUGUGACGUAAAAAACCGUCCAGCUCAAACAAAAAAAAGAAA
Molecule: messenger RNA, 2837 nt
Organism: Anopheles gambiae (African malaria mosquito)
Lineage: Eukaryota; Metazoa; Arthropoda; Insecta; Diptera; Culicidae
Exons: 7
Coding region: 58-2106 (682 amino acids)
Source: RefSeq, a predicted model, not a curated record